AUGAAGCUUUUGCAACACCUCUUUCCCUUGGCUAUGGCCUUUCUAUCCAUGACCAGUGCACUCCCAAAUCCUGAAAUGAUACAAGGUGUUGAGCUGAAAUCUGACCCCAAACCACCAUCCUUGAUCUACAACGACCCUGUCGGCGGAACCGGGGGAAAGGACUUUUCAGCUAUCUCCACAGCUUCUCAGACUAUCGAUACCCUCCACUUCUGGGUCGGAGAUGGCGGUGGUCAACCCAAAGUACUCCGAGGACUCCAAAUCACCUGGUCCGACGAUCGGAAGAGUGCAGUCUACGGAACGAUGACGGAUGAGUACCAGUCAUUCAAAUUUGCACCAGGUGAAACCAUCAAGGAGAUGCAGAUUGCCGGGGGUUUGCGCGCAGAUAGCAUAGCUUUCACAACAACUUCCCGCUCUUUCUUUGCUGGUGGUCAGGGAGGGAAGAAAGUUACGAUGAAUGUGGGCAGUGGCAUACUUGUGGGCUUUCAAGGAGGAGCGGCGAGGGACAUUGAUCGCCUUGGAGCUAUCUUUGCACAAGUCCAAGACUCUCCUACCCUGAAGGUUGGGCAGUGUAUGGAUUGUAAUCAGUCGUGA
This is a messenger RNA of Aspergillus caelatus, 591 nucleotides long. RefSeq lists its product as uncharacterized. The coding region runs from base 1 to 591 and encodes 196 amino acids. The record is from RefSeq and is a predicted model, not a curated record. The transcript has 2 exons. Lineage: Eukaryota; Fungi; Ascomycota; Eurotiomycetes; Eurotiales; Aspergillaceae.